This is a messenger RNA of Pseudocercospora fijiensis CIRAD86, 1992 nucleotides long. RefSeq lists its product as uncharacterized. The record is from RefSeq and is a predicted model, not a curated record. The transcript has a single exon. Gene Ontology annotation, biological process: error-prone translesion synthesis. NCBI's taxonomy places the organism in Eukaryota, Fungi, Ascomycota, Dothideomycetes, Mycosphaerellales, Mycosphaerellaceae. Gene Ontology annotation, cellular component: nucleus. Bases 1 to 1992 code for a protein of 663 amino acids. Gene Ontology annotation, molecular function: DNA-directed DNA polymerase activity; damaged DNA binding.
AUGAUAGGCGAGCAUGACGAGCCAGAACAGCAUGGCUCCGCGCAAGACCUGACACCCGAGUGGGCCGCCUCCGCUCUUGGUGAACACGAUGGUGGCGGCAACGCGCCUGACGCCAGCCAACACCAUUCCCUUAAAUACCACCUGCUCGGCCCUUCGCUCACAAAGAGCGGUCAGGACGGCGUAGAUCAAAAGAAGGUUUCAGAGAUCAUCUACAAUGCAUCGAAAGGGAGCAAGUACUUCAACAAUGAAGAAAACAAGGACAAGACUCUCACGAUUAAGAUCAACAGUAUACUGGCCAGGAAGCGCGACUUGCAGCGCGUCGAGGCGGCCGGCGGGUUGAAAAAGGAGUUGAAGAAGGCAGAUGAUUAUAUUACAGAGCUGGAAUACAGUCGAAACUUGAGUCAGGCCAUAGUUCACAUAGACUGUGAUGCUUUCUAUGCUGCCGUUGAGGAACUGGACCAUCCGGAGCUCAAAAAUGUCCCUUUCGCCGUCGGCAAAGGCGUCUUAACUACCUGUAAUUACGAAGCAAGGAAAUUCGGCUGUAGAUCUGGUAUGGCAGGCUUCGUUGCGGACAAGCUCUGUCCGCAGCUCAUUCAUAUUCCAUUGAACUUUGAGAAAUAUACCGCGAAAGCGAAGGAGGUCCGCGCUGUCCUCGAGCAGUACGACCCUAGAUUUGAGUCGGCUUCGAUCGACGAAGCAUAUCUCAACAUCACGAACUACUGCGAGGAGCACAACAUUAGCCCCGAAGACGCCGUGAGCCAGAUGCGCGCCCAAGUCUUCGAAGAGACCAUGAUUACCAUUUCAGCUGGCAUAGCUGCUAAUGCGAAAUUGGCCAAGAUUUGCAGCAACAAGAACAAGCCCAAUGGGCAAUUCAAAUUGGCCUCCGAACGAACCGCGAUCAUGAACUUCAUGAGAGAUCUUCCGACUCGCAAAGUCAAUGGCAUCGGCCGCGUAUUGGAGCGUGAACUCGAUGCAAUUGGAGUCAAGACCUGUGGCGACAUCUACGAGCAAAGGCAUUAUCUCAAUGCUCUCUUUGGGGACAAAACAUUCGAGUUCCUGAUCGGCGUCCACCUCGGCUUGGGAAAGACUGAUGUGCGGCCUGCGGCAGAAUACGAGAGGAAAUCAGUAGGGACAGAGUCUACAUUCCACGAUAUGUCGGAUCCGAAGGAAUUGAGAGACAAGCUACGAAAGACGGCGGAAGAACUCGAGAAAGAUCUGCAGCGGACCGAGUUCAAAGGGCGAACACUUUGCCUGAAGAUCAAGCUGCACACGUAUGAGGUCUUCACCAGACAGAUCCAACCACCAAAGGCUGUUCAUACGGCCGAUGACUUGUAUCAUUAUGGACUCGCGAUGUUGCAGAAAUUGGAAAAAGAGUUUCCUGGCAUGAAAUUGCGCUUGAUGGGCCUACGAUGUACGCACCUAGUGUCCAUGAAGAAAGGCCCGACCGACUUCUUCGGACGCGCCAGGCACGCGAAUUCAGAGCCAUCAAAUGGCGAGGAACCUGCCACUAAAGUCCAGGUCGAUGCGGAAGGUUGGCAGAAAUGGCCAGACGACGAGUUUGAAGAGGCUGUUCGACUAGAGAGAGAAGAACUACUCGAGGUAGAGCGACUAUCCCAGGAACAUGCGGAGCGAGAAGGGCAGCAGUCUCGGGCAGAAGAAGGCCCACACGACUAUGGCAGAUACGCCAACGGCUUCGCGUGGCGGUCUCUACUCGAGGAGGAGGCUCGGAAAGACGAAAUACCACCAAAGCCACGUGAGCAAUGGAAUUGUCCGAUCUGCAGCUUGCCGCAACGAGCUGAGGAGGGCAUUUUCAAUGCGCAUAUUGAUGGAUGUCUGUCGAGACAAACUAUCAAGGAGAUCGUCAAAGAAGCCACGCCGGCAUCAAAGCCAUUACAUCCACUAAUGCAAGGUAGCACCACCAAGCGGAAACGUGGCAAACCCGGCUCAAAUGGAGUGGACAGUGAAAAGAGACCGAAGAACUUCUUCAGUUGA